GCGAGUGAGUGAGUCAAAUUCAGUAGAAGUAAAGCCGGCAGCAGCAGCGCGCGCGAGCCAACCGGUGCAGCAGCUCACUUGCAUCUAUCGACCACGAGGGCAUCAAUAACCGCACUGGGCUCUCCGAAUUUGAGAGGGACUCUUUUAUGAAACUGCGCCACAGUUGUUGUGAUGCCUGCUAGUCUGUUCCCCGAGAUGGACCGGAACGCCGGCGACAACGGUCUCGAAGACCAGCGGGCUCUGCAGCUCGCCUUCGAGCUCUCCAUGCUGGGUUUCAGCUCGCACUCGGCCGCCGAACAGGGCGACCAGAUGAACCAGGCGUACGCCGACGACUCUCGCAACAAGAAGAGCCAGAACAUGACAGAGUGUGUGCCCGUUCCUAGCAGCGAGCACGUCGCCGAAAUCGUCGGACGCCAAGGCUGCAAAAUCAAGGCGCUGCGUGCUAAGACCAACACGUACAUCAAGACGCCGGUGCGCGGUGAGGAGCCCGUGUUCGUGGUGACCGGCCGCAAGGAGGACGUGACCAAGGCCAAGCGCGAGAUCCUGUCGGCGGCCGAGCACUUCUCGCAGAUCCGCGCCAGCCGCAAGUCGAGCACACUGGCCAACCUGACGGCGACGGCCGGCGGCGCCACGCUUGCCGCGGCGCCCAACAGCAUGCCCGGCCACGUGACCAUCCAGGUGCGCGUGCCCUACCGGGUGGUGGGCCUGGUGGUGGGGCCCAAGGGGGCCACCAUCAAGCGCAUCCAGCACCAGACGCACACCUACAUCGUGACGCCGUCGCGCGACAAGGAGCCCGUCUUCGAGGUCACCGGCCUUCCGGAGAGCGUCGAGGCCGCGCGUCGCGAGAUCGAGGCGCACAUUGCCAUGCGGACGGGCGCCGGCGGCGGCCUGUUGGACGGCUCGGACACCUCGCCCCCCUCCAACGACGACGACCUCUUCUCCAGCUUCCUCAAGAACGGACUGAACGCGCUGGCGACCCGCUUUGCUGACGCCGCGCCGGCCCCGCCGCCGGCGCCGACGCCCUUCUUCCACGCCGACACCUCUGCGGCGCCGUUCUCCUCCUGCUCCAGCUCCAGCUCGACCUCCUCGACGUCCCGGCUGGCCGAGCUGACCGGCUCCAUCUGGAGUGGAAGCCACGACGAGGGGCUCGGCGAGUCGCCCUCCCUGGACAGCGCCGCCUCCAUCUGGAGCGACGUCAAGUUGGCGCCCCUGAUGGGCGGCGGUGGGCCCCAGCACGUCUUGGAGCACCUGCCCGCGCGGAGGGUGUCCUCGGACCCGCUGGCCCUGUCCGCCUCGCCGACCGACUCGAUGGGCUCGUUGUCCUCGGGCGGCGCUCGGCGCGAGUGCACCGUGUGCGGGGACAAGGAGAUCGCGGCCGCGCUCGUGCCGUGCGGCCACAACCUCUUCUGCUUCGACUGCGCCGAGCGGGUCAGCGAGCAGCCUGCGCAGUGUCCCGCUUGCCAGCAGCCAGUGCUGCAGGCCAUCCGCAUCUUCUCGUAAACACAACGAACGGCACCAGCCCGACGACGGACCGCCCAAAGCAAGCAAACCCCUCUUCUCACACUCUCAUGACAACCGACCGACACUUGUUCGUUCGUUUGAGAUGCUGAUUAGUAACUAUCGAUGAUGAUGAUGAAAGAUUGAUUUUUUACUACGCUUUUUAAUUGUGGAUUUAUAUAUAAUUAUUAUUAUUGAUUGAUUGAUUAUUGAUUAUCUUUGCUACGAUUAUUAAUUCUAUAUGAUUAUUAUAUAAUUAUACAAAAUAAGUUGAAUUACUCUCCUCUUGUAUGUUCGUAAGACAAAUUCAGUAAGUUCAACAAAGCAGUUUUCUGUAUUUUUGCCACAGACAGACACUCUUUAUAAUACUUACUAAGAUUAUACCGUAUAUAUUGAAUUGAGAAAGUAUUAUUACCAGACGACUUGAUGUUGAUUUUUGACGCGCGAAUCUUUGAGAGUAUUAUUAAUUCGGUUGAUUGGAGAUGAUAAAUAAUUAUUUAGAAAUGAAGAUGAAAAAUUUAGAACCUGCGCAGAUGAUGUUUUUUAUGUUAUUGGCCUGUUGUUUAUAUCAAUUCGUUGAAACUGCUUCUGCACAUACACAAAUUAAUGAUCAAUGAAUGAUUUCUCGCCAAAAGACUGUGUCGCGCGCCGCGCCGCUGACUCUUGCGGGGUGCGAGCCACCCCCCGAGCGAAAGCAGCCCCUCGGCCGGCCGGCCGGACGGACACACUCGCUAGUAAGUGAUCCCCUCUCUCCGUAGCUGACCUGAUCCGAAAAUAUUAAUAAAAUCUCACAAAGAACACACAUCUCAAUAAGGAAAAUUUGGUAAUUUAAAAAAAAAAUACACCCUUGAGCUAAGACUAUAGAGCAGUAUUAUCAUUAUCUCUAUCGCAUUCUAUUGAUUGGUUUUCGAUGAUAGAACAAAUUUUAACAUCGGAAUGUUACGAUUCUCUCCAAGUAGAAACAAAAUGUACAUAUUUUCAUUGACUCUAUAUUGAUUCUCUCGAUAUUUUAAAAAUGGAAAUAUAUUAGAGCAAAAACACAAUACAACAGUAUAUAAAUCAAAUUCGACCACAGAAGUUUGCGCCACCUAUCUCUGUAUCUCUAUUUAAUCUAUACUCUAUCUCUACCAAUAUCUAUAAUGUCAGAUGAUCCCCGUAGCGAUUCUCCUCCCUCCCGGAACACAUUUGAACGAACCAAACUAGAACGCAGCAUUCAGGGCUGUGAUUCCACGUAACUGCCAUUUGGGGGGCUACCUUUGGUUCUUUACAAAAAAAAAAAGAGAAUAAAGUAAAACAAAAUCGGUGAGCGAAAGUAUCGAAAGAAAGAGAGCUAGAACGAAAGUUAAAAUGCGAUUAACGAUAUUUUUGCGUACGUAUAUAUGUGUGCAUGUGCAAACAAAAUAAUGCGGACAUAUAUAGAAAACAAAUUAUAUAUUUUGAAAGUCUCUUGGCGCAUGAAACUUAAAACGAUGAAGAAAUCUAGCUGAAAACCAAAACACACACUCACACAGAAGAUACGAUGACUUUGAAAUAAUAAAUUAUUGCAUAUAUGAUAGAGUAAUAAACAUAAUUGCAGGGAAGUAUUGAUAUAAUUAAUUGAAAAAAAAAGAAAUAAGAGAGAAAAACCACUCACACACACAAACACACAAUACACACACUUGUAUUGAAGUCAUACGGAUUCUGGAGUAAAAAUAAUUAAAUAUGCCAUUCCUCUCGUUAUUUAUGAUACAACAUUAGCAUAACUUAAGGCAAAUUAAAACAUAUCCCUUGUUAGCUAGGAGAAAAGAUAAUAAAAAUAAGAAUAAAAGAAAAAUAAAAAGAAGUUUGAUGAUGAUGAGAUGAUGAUUUGUUAUAUUGGUGAAUGCCGAAAAAUUAAUUAAUUGAUGAGAUGCAAGUUUAUCAACUAUUUAUUCUGUUUUUUGUGAUAUAUAAAUUUACGUAGCCAUAAGUGAGUAUUGAUUGACACAUUAUUUUCACAAAUUGAUUAAUCAGCCAAUUGGAAACGGGCAAGAAAUAAUAACUAAUAAUGAAAUACCCUCGUCAUCAAUCAAUCUAUUAACCAUUUUAUGAUUUCACAAGUUUGCUUCUACUUUUUUUGUGUAUUUUAUGAGAAGAGAUAAUACCAAAUACAGUCAGCUAAUUUAUUAAUUUAUUUUUUGUCACUAUUAUUAUUUUUAUUGCGACGAUUGUUUGUGAGACACACGCGUACACACAACAUACACACACAUGUAAAUUGAAGACACACACACACACACAUUUCUCACCUUCACGCGUACACUUUUCUGCAAAAAUGUGCAAACAACAGCAUGGCCGCCUGGAGGCAUCUCCUUAUAAAGCGCCUGCCUCCCCUGAGUAAUGACAGACAGACAGUGUUUACUAUAUGUAUUUUGCGACUUCUAUUUACAUGGAAACGUUGAGAAAAACUUGGAAAAAAAGAGUAUCUAAUUAUUAUGAAUAUAUGCCGCUGCCGUAUUUUUUGUUUUUUGAUUAUUGUUUGUGUUCAUGAUCAUUGUUAUUGCUCAAUGAGGAUUAUUCGGUGCAACAAACUUGCAAUAAGAUAUGAACUAACCGUAAAUACUCCUCGAAUCUCAUAGGAUCGUAAUGGAAAGCUGCUUUUUUGUCUCUCAUAGUACGUCUCUAAUAAUAUAUUAUAUAUGGAUGGAAAAAAAUGAAGAAAUACUUUAACCUUUGGAAGAUUUCUAAAAUGCGAUUGAGGAAAAGAGAUGGAUCGUAACAAAAAGAAUGUCAUUUUAGUGUGUGCCACAGCGGCUAAUCAAGCUGACUCUCAAUUCGGCUAGCCGCAUCGUGCCUAUUUCUCGUCGAGCAGAAUAUUUUAUUACUUUUGUGUGCUAAUAUAAAUGACGAAACUCAAAAGUAAUAAGGAUAAAAAAGCAACCCUUUAUAUUUUUUUCUAUGAUAAUGAUGAUAAAAAUGUAUUUUUUAUUUUUUACACAUUGAAGAUCUAAAUAAUAAAGGUAUAUAAUUAAGGUAUGCAUAUAUAUGUGUGUUUUUCCAACAACUGAUUGUGUAUGAUGAAAUGAAAGAAGAAGAAAACAAACAAAACCAACCAAAAACCAAGUGGUAUUUAAGCAGUUUUUUAACGAGACCAGCGGAAAGAUUAUAAUAUGUCUCCCACCUUAAGUUUGCACAACGUUUAUAAAGAGUGAAACAAAAACAUUUAAUAAUAAAUAUAAAAUACCUUGAUGAAAAUGAGAUUUUACGAAGAAAAAAUGACAAAAAUCUAGAGUUGAAGUUAGUUUUUCUAUUUUAAAAUAUGAUACAUAUUUAUGCAAUAGUCCGGCGGCGGCGAUCGGUGGCCGGCCGCGCCCCCCACGCCCCCGCCGGCCCCCUAUGAAAUGAAGAAAAUCUAAUAAUUGCUAAUCGCAGAUGAUUGUAGUUCUUUAUUAAUGGAUAAAUAAAUAGAAAUAAAAAAAAACUUGUAACUUGUAAGUCUGUUAUUUUAAUAUCUUCUCUCUUUGAAUUUUGCCCUGUAAUUUAUUAUUAUCAAUCUAUACCAUAUAAGAGGAACAGAAUGAAGUAAAAAGUUGAAAAAAGUCUCAGUGCGAGUGGGGGCCAAGGCGCGGCGCAAAAGGGGGCUCGGUCACCCCUUGCGCGCUCAGCCACCCCCGCCGCAAGGGAAAAAAUCGAUGAAAAGAUUCUCAUUUCUAUUGUGUGUUUGUAAAGUAAAAUGCAAGCGAGUCGUUUGUUUCUCACCAUACGCUGUAUGAACAAAAAUCCAAUGUUGCUGAGGAGAAUGUCUUAAAAUCAUCUCCCACGUGUUUCUGGUCUGUUGAUGCGUGCGUGCCUGCCUGUGAAUGUUGGUCAGAAAAUUUCCGGAGAAUUUUUCGAGUCGUUUCUCGAGGCCUAAGCGCAUUCCUGCAAAUACUAUGAGACAGGCCAAAGAGAAGAAAAGUGUCGCUUUUCGCUGCUGCUUUCCUUGCAAAAUAAAAAGAACGAAUGACAUUCGCAAAAACGGCACUUCGGGCGGGCGUUUGUCUUUUCAAAAAAGCCGCCCGUCUUCUUGGCCGCGAUUUGUUUCCCAAUCAGAAUACGUUUUUGUAAAACACAGCAACAAUAAUUACUCUAGAGCUGUAAUCAAUGGAGCUUCUUUUUGUUUGGUAGUCUGGCCAUUUGAUAUAAUAUAGUAGAAAGGAUAAAACGUAUUGAGCGCGGUAAUUAAAUUACCGCAGCGCGCUGCCCGGAGCUGAAUUCGCUCGGACGACUCCUGGUCUAUAUAAUAAAUAAUGUAGAAAUUAAAAGUUUCUCACUAUUCUCUGCUUUUCCGAUCGCCAAACGAACCAAGUCUGCCAAACAAACGGGCCUAACGAGAGUCGGCCGGCGAAUUUUGCGACUGGGCACGCGUCCAUUCCUCCCAUUUUUUGAUAAUAAUAUAAAUCGUGCUUUGUAAUUAUAUAAACACGGCGCCAUUUUUCGACGACAAGAAAUUUCCAAAAAAGUAUCGCAUUGUCUCUCUAUCUCUCUCUUUCUCACACACACGCAUACAUAUAGCAAUACAAUCACUCAUAAAAUAUGAUCAAAUAUUAAUUAUCUCUUAAAAAGUUGUAUUAAAAUCGAGUAAUUUGUAAGAUUAAAAACACACGCAGACGUAGCAAGGGUAUUUAAAAGUAUAUUAUAUAUAUUGAGAGAAAUAAUAAAAAUUGCUUGUGGAAAUUUGAAACCGCGGCAGCCGUAAUGUGAGUUAAGGAAGGAAAUUCUAGACAAGGGUUUGAAGUGCUUAAGCGACGCAUUGCGCAAAUAAAUACACGUUGAAUUAUAUAUUAUAUAUUGAUGAGCAAAAAAUUAUCAUUUUCACUGAAAUGCAGGUAUCCAAGUAUUAUAUUAUAUAAUUACCGAAAUAUUUAUUGAAAUAAUUGUAAGAGAUGAAAAACUCUCAGACGAGUCCUGAAUUGGACUUAGCUCCCGAAUUCCAGACAUAUGCAAAUUUAAAAGACUUACACACAAAAACUGAGGAAGAGAAUCGAGCGCAAAAUUGAGAUAUAUUUAUUGAGUUUGAGCAAUUUGCUAUUUUUCCACAAACGGGAAUUUGCAAACGUGUGAAUGAGAGUGUUUCGUUUGUGAAUUUGUAAACUUUUUUUGUUUCCCGCCUCAAUCCACUCUGAUGUGCAACAUUCCCUUUUUUCCGGAGAAAACCCAAUUAAGAUUUUGCUGUCCUGAAAAACUCUUUCGUAACGAAACAGGAGGGUUGAAAAUGUUGAAGCAAAAAACACGUGACAUGCACCUCAAGAGUAUUUUUCUCGACACUUCUCGAUAUUAUAUAGAAAAUCAAUUCCCCGUGUUUGUUGUUUGAUGAAUUUAUACUACUACUACUACUACAUAAAUUUAACAUAUAUAUUGAAAAGGAUUGUAGACGUUUUUAAUAUCGAUUCAUAUAUUUUCUCAUAAUUUUUCUAUAACUCUAGCUGUAAUUCAUGUAACUUUGUUGUUCUCAGAAAAUAUUGCAUUGCAAACAAAUUGCUGGAAAUUAAAAAAAGGGUUGGAACAAGUUCCAGGCAUUUGAUUAAUAUAACUUGGAAUAACUUGAAAUCAACUUGGAAAAAUAAUCGAAAGAUCUACUAUUGUCCUCCAAAGAAUCGAAAUUCACUUGAAAGACUUAAAACGAAAGUAAUAAGAGAAGCUAAUUUUGCAAUUUGAUACAAUUCCUCUUUACCAAGGCUGCUAAAUUUGAGACGCAAGAAGCUAGAAGUGACGGUUAAGAACUCAUGCUCUGGAUCCGUAUUUAAAGAAAAAUAACUCCAAACCUGACGUUCGAAAAUCGUGUAAAAUUGCUCCAAAAUUUUGAAAGUGUAUUUCUUGUGUUGCAUGGUUGGAUGUUUAUUAGUGUAUUCAAUUGUGAUAAAGGAAAAUCAUGUUUUUUGGACGAGAAAAAAUUUUGGAAACAAAAAAAAAUAACACUCACACACACAGACACCUAAUUAAGUAAUGAAUUAAUUGAACCAGUCUACUUGCUCAACGCCAUACCUCCCAAAACCCCUACAACAUAUUAUAAAUAAUAUUCGUUAGACGUCCUGCCAAGUGAUAAAAACCAAAGCGUUACACUCCCACAAAAUUAUACCAAUAAAUGCACAACCGGAUCGCGCAAGUCGGUUUAAAUAAUUAAUCUAAUUUUAACUUGAAAAAAAUAUGACAAAUCCUCCUUUUCAAGCACGGCAAUUAAAUUUUAUUAUUUUUCUACACCUGCAAAAGCAACCGUUUAAUAAUUAAUAUUAUUUUUUAUAUCUACUGAAAAGCCUGCUGGAUGUAUAAAGAAGUGCCGUCUUUUUCUAAAUAAUGACUCGCAACCCCUUUGGAUACUUAUUAUUUUUUCCACCCUCCCUGUCAGCAUGCACGCAAACCACUCUCGCCCCCUAUCCGUUAUUUUAGCCGGUGGUGCGUCAUUCGUCUCUUUUUUUCCGAUUCUCCCCACAGCUGGAUAAAAAUCGCUCAAAAUAAAUAAUACUCUUUGAACACUGCACCCCCUAAAGUCAACGACCUUCGACCGCUUUGACCCCAUUUUUGAGUAUGGAAUUUCCAAAAUUCCAGUCAAUAUUUUCUAUCCUAAAAGCUUGCAAUAAUGAAAGGCACUCUUCAUCUUUUAUCAAAAAAGUCUUUUUCUGCUAAAAUUCCUUCACCAACUUUGAUGGGAAAACUUUUUAGUGAUUCGAUGGAACAAGUAAAAAUUCUGCACUUAACUGAAGGAGGGUUUUCGCGAAUUUCUGAGCUAAAACGCAAAACUAAAGCAAGAGCAACUAAAAACCAAAAUAUCUAAAUCUUGAAAAACACCUUUCGGCCUGCUAGCAAACAAUGAACCAAAAAGUGCCAAGUUUUUUGCAAAACCACAACAAAAGGGUAGCGACAUAAGCCAAAAACUCUCUGUCUAGUGAAAGAAGAAAAACAUUAGUAAGGCCUGGUGCCUUCGAAAACGUUCAUCGAAUUUCCAUCAAAUCACGCGACAUGAAAACCCCCGAAUUUCCCACGGCAGAGCUUUUAGUUUUGAUAGGAGUUCUAAUUAUUGACUGCUGCAUCGAAAUUUUCUAUCAAUUUGCUAUCAUCACAAUAAACAACAGCAACUCAAAGGGGAGCUUUAUUUGCGUGUCUGAGUGAGUGCGUAACAUAAAUUAAAUAUAUAUUUAUCUUCAAUGAAAAAUCCAAAAAUAAUAAUGGGAAAAUUAUGUAUAUUUAUUAGAGAGAAUUUUAAAUACUGUGUGUGUUUCCACGUAAUAAAUUUUUCAGUGUGAUUGUGCGUAAGAUAAUCUCGAUCCUGCAUAUUUAUCACCGUGAAAAGAAAUUUAAUUACAAACCCAGCAGCAAAAAAAAAAAAUGCAAA
Molecule: messenger RNA, 8821 nt
Organism: Neocloeon triangulifer
Lineage: Eukaryota; Metazoa; Arthropoda; Insecta; Ephemeroptera; Baetidae
Product: RNA-binding protein MEX3B
Exons: 2
Coding region: 172-1500 (442 amino acids)
Molecular function (GO): RNA binding
Source: RefSeq, a predicted model, not a curated record